AGCGGUAUUCAAAGGUAUAACCUGAUGCUGGAUACGAAUGACCGGCAUAAGACUUCGGUAGAAUUCGACGGAAGCCCAAAUUUGCUGCUUCUUCCGGUGGGACAUCGAGAGUUGAAGGUGUCGUGGUGGUACAUGUAUCACGGCACAGAGCCAACCAAAAUCGGUCUCGUAAGGCUCAAAGAUUGAGAGAUAAAGUGGAUUAGUCGAUCGUAUCUAGCUAGAGCAGCUCUAUUAGGCAACAACUAACAACCAUGGCGCCGCCUUCCAAUUCUGUCGUAGAGGUGGCGAAAGAUGAGAGUCCUGUCGAUGCAGGAGAAAAGACUCCGCUUCUCGUGUCCUCUGGAGCCGGUCAGAGUUACGGCAAUGGAGAGGUCAUUAAUGGGAACGGCAACCACACCAUGUCGAACGGUAGCGGCGAGGAUGGUGGAGAGGAAAUUGUGCAUUAUUGCCAAGCAGCUGGUGGCAAUUCACUCGCGCCUCAACCCAAUCUGUGGAAAUCUUUGAGAGGCGCCUUUGAUGCCAAUUCGCAUGGAGUCGCCAAUGUCCGGGCUGUCGAAGGGUGUUGUGCCAGUGGUUCCUGCACUGCCAACACGGGCCCUACCUUCACGCCGGGAAAAGGAAAAUUGAAAAUGCCACCCUGCUGCGAAGAAGGAUUCUGCAAGGCUUCUACCACGAGUAGUUGCUGUGCUACCGGUACUUGCACGGGUGCUGGCGCCACCCCCGCCAUGACCUACAAGCAUCUAAUUGUCGAUACUGCCGACGAAAAGAAAACCGUUAGAUCCACCAUCACAUGUUCGGGCAUCUGCUGUUCUGCUGAGGUUCCCUUGGUCAAUGAAGUGAUCGAUGAGCUGGACGGAAUUAGCAAGUCCAUGAUCAACGUCCCACUGAAGCAAGUCGUCAUUGAUCACGACCCUUCGGUUAUUUCCGCCAAAGACAUUGAAGAUGCCCUUAACCAAGAACACUUUGGUGCUGUAGUGAAACGAGAUGGUGGAGCCGGAUUGGAGGGUGCUAUUGGACGAUCACACUAUCAUGUCAAAAAGAUCUGUUGCGCCGCAGAAAUUCCGAUCAUUAAUGGAGUGUUGGAGCCAAUCAAUGGUGUAUCCAACGUGGCCUUCAAUAUCACUGCCAAAAUGGUCUAUGUGGACCAUGACACCAACACAGUAUCAGCACAAGCACUCUGUGAUGCUUUGAAUGAUGCUACAUUUGGGGCAACCCUCAAAAAGGACGCUGGAAAGGCUUCCAAGGGGGGAACUGCAUCAUUUGUUCGCUCCACACUCAAAAUUGAAACAGAUACCUCUGAUGUCGAGAUGGUUGAGGAAGCACUGAAGACCUUCAAAUCAUCAGAGUUGGAGUCUUUUGUAGUGGAUGGAAAAGGAAAGGCUAUCACACUCUCACACAAUCCCUUGGUCUUGCCCUUGGAGUCAGUUGUGAGCCAUCUCAAAAAAGAAGCUGGUUUUGUCACAUCUAUCUCAUUCAAUGGUGAAGAUGACAUUGUUUGGGACUUCCCUUCCUAUGAGGAUGUCACCAGCAAUCAAGAAGUUGACAGUGGUGACGAAGACAAGCUGCCAAAGCCAACAGUCAUUCUAUCAGGUAUCUUUUGGAUUUUGUCCAUGUUCUCCAACAUUGGUGGCUACUUUGAAUAUUUGAAGUAUCUUGGGUUGUUGGCAUUUGCUUUUGGUAUCCCAAACAUUGCUGUGAAAGCAUUCAGUACUAUGCGCCGAUUCAUGUUUGAUUCCAACUGCUUAAUGCUCUUUGCAGCGGUUGGGGCGCUGGGUUUCCAGGAAUAUGACGAAGCAGCAGCUGUGACAUUUCUGUUCUCCCUUUCUGACUGGCUUGAAGGACUGGCUACUACAAGAGGCCGAAAUGCACUUUCAGCAAUUGUUAGCCUUCGCCCUGAGUUUGCCUGGAUUGUCCAUCCAAAGACAAAGGAGCAGCAGAUGAUUCCAGCUUCCUAUGUGCCUGUUGGAGCCAUAGUUGCUGUGAAAACUGGAGAUAAAAUCCCUUGUGAUGGAGUUGUGGUGGAAGGCCAGUCAGCUGUGGAUGAAUCAUCACUGACAGGAGAAUCUAGACCAGUGAAGAAACAACCCAAGAGUCUUGUCUCAGGAGGCACUGUCAACUGUGGCCAAAACCAUCUGAUGAUUCAAACUACUUCCACAGCCGAAAACAGUGCAAUCAGUCGCCUUGUUACCCUUGUUGAGGAAGCACAGGCCAACAGAAGUGAAACAGAGAAGCUCGUUGAUGAAUUCGCCAAAGUUUAUACCCCCAUUGUUGUUCUUGCUGCUCUCUGUAUGUGCACCAUUCCUUGGUCAAUCAGCGUCGAGAGUGGAAGAACUUGGACCUACAACGGCCUGGUUUUGAUAGUCGUUGCCUGCCCAUGUGCUCUGAUCAUUUCAACUCCAGUUACAUACGUGGCAGCCCUGGCUGCCACUGCACAGCGAGGUGUUUUGGUUAAAGGUGGUGCUCACUUGGAGGCCUUAGGACUUGUGAAGACAAUCUGCUUUGACAAAACUGGUACCCUCACUCAGGGGAGUUAUGCUCUCAUUUCAAUCACUCCAAUCGGAGACAAGUACACUCGGGAGCAAAUGCUUGAGUUCAUGGUGCUGAUGGAAGAAAGGGCCAAUCAUCCUCUUGCCCUGGCAAUAGUUGACGGUGCCAGGUUGGAGGGAGUCACAUCAGCAAACUCCAAGAAGAAAGUGGAUGAGCACAAAUUUAUGGCUGGGGAGGGUUUGGUUGGCCGAAUUGAUGGAAUGCAAGUUUAUGUUGGAAACACCCGUCUUUUUGAGCGACUUGGCAUGAUGGAAAGUCUCUCUGAAGAGAUGGAAAAUAUGGUUUACAACUGGGAAGCCAUGGCAAUGACUGUUGGUUUUAUGAGCAUUGAAGGAGCAGGUAUCGUCUGUGCCUACUGUGUAGCUGAUGCUGUCAGAAACGAAUCAAUGGAGGUUAUUGAUGCUCUGGAAAAAAUGAAGAUUGACCUUUACAUGCUCACAGGUGACAACCGAGAUGCAGCCCGAGCAAUUGGCCAGAUGGUGGGGAUGAAUCCAGAGAGUAUCAACAGUGAGCUGCUCCCAGAAGAGAAACUCCAAUUCAUUACAAAGAUGAAAGGCGCUCAAGACACUGGACGGUCUGUGCUAACAAAUCCCAUGGGCAAGCGGGACCUUGUGUGCCACGUUGGAGAUGGUGUGAAUGAUGCCCCUGCUCUAGCAGCAGCUGACGUUGGUGUUGCGAUGGGAGUGGGUGCUGCUUUGGCGAUGGAGACUGCCGAUGUUACGUUGCUGGAUUCUAACUUGAGGAAGCUAUUGUACAGCAUUGAUAUGGGUCGACGUGUUCUUUGGACCAUCAAGGAAAAUGUGGCAUUCAGUUUGAUUGUGAAGAUAAUCGUGCUGGGUUUUACGAUUGUUGGUGAUGUAUCCUUGUGGGUUGCCAUCAUGACAGACGUUGGAGCCAUGCUGUGUGUGACACUGAAUGGAAUGCGGUUGCUCCCAAGCAGGAAGAUUGAUGCGGAACAGAUGGGUGACGUUGGAAACUCAUCCUACCGCAGUCAAGUCGGUGUGUGAUGAUUAUCGAUGAGUUCAUUUUCGAUGAGUUAGAUAAGACAAUUUAUAUCUUAACAACAAUUUUCCAGCUAUUAGCGCAGUACUACCCGCAGUGCCAUAACAUCUAACGAUUGCUCUUCCGUCGUCCCUUGGAAUCGCCUGAAUCAGAGGAGGAUGUCGAUGCCGACCUAUCGGACUCUCUGGAUCGUCUCCGCUCUUUCUUAGAGGAUGACUUGCUGCGACUUCGUUUCCGCGACGAUGAGCGAUGUUUGUCAUCGCUUCUCUUCCUACGUCUCUUUCUCGAGGAAUUGUCUGAGCUACCAUCAGUCGAUUCAUCACUGUCAGCAGAUGAAUCAUCGCUGGAGUCUUUGCGUCUUUUUCGACGGGAAGAGUGUUGCUUCUUGUGUCUCUUUCGAUCCGCCUCGUCUUCCUUUCGCCUCCGUUUCUUCUUUUCCUUUUUGUCGCUUUUCUUUUUCUUUUUCCGUCGUUUGUGGCCUUCCCUUCUACUUGCUUCGCCGUCUUCAUCAUCACUCUCAUCAUCCUUAUUCCCCUUGCCUACCCCACAAUCCGUGAUGACAAUUUUCUGCAUUGCAGCUGGACGGUCUCCCUCCAACUCUACGUCUGUAGCCAUUCUUUGCACAACAUCCAUCCCAUGAAUCACUUGUCCAAAAGCGACAUGCUUUUUGUUCAAAUGAGGAGUAGCUUGCAAGGUAAUGAAGAAUUGACUGCUGUUGGUAUUUGGGCCUUUGUUGGCCAUGCUGACCACUCCCGCCCGGUCAUGAGCCACAUGAAAAUUCUCGUCAGGGAAUGUGCCACCGUUGGCUGCAUAACCCCCCGUUCCAGAAAAUUGAUUAUGAUCUCCUCCUUGUACCAUGAACUGUGGAACUACGCGAUGAAAGAUGCUUCCUCUAUACGUUGGCACAGGUUUGGAGGGCGUGGUUCUUCCCAAAGCCCCACAGAACGAGGCAAAGUUUUCACAUGUCUUGGGAACGAUGGACCUGUAGAGUUGGAUUACUAUUUUUCUCGGGGGGCCCACCAGCUAUUGAGACCACAAGGAAGCUGUAGUUUUCGUCGACAUCAUUGUUUGUGGUCCUUAUUGUCGUUGACAUCUCGACGACGAUCUGUUCGUUCAGUUCGAAUUGUGAAUGGAGAGGGUGGACGAAUGAUCAAUUAUAGGGAGCUGCAUGGAGAUGGCCGUUGGUUUUCAAAGUAGCCUUCAUUAAUUUUAACCCUAUAAAGUGCCGUUGCUUCGCCAAUUUGCCUCCAGU
Molecule: messenger RNA, 4801 nt
Organism: Seminavis robusta
Lineage: Eukaryota; Bacillariophyta; Bacillariophyceae; Naviculales; Naviculaceae
Source: the annotation of a GenBank genome assembly